AUGCUCCUUGCACCCAGUGGUUUUGCUGUGGCGGUCAGAGGCACUACUUCAUUAAAUGGGGCGUGGGACCCUGAGGCUACGUGGCGAUUUGACCACAGUAUCUUCGGCCGGGUCUUUCAUGGACCUCGGCCUCGGCCCAUAAUGCCGUGGUUGUACCACAGCCGAGAAGAGAUUCCUUCUGACGACCGUGAUUUAUUAGGCACAAAUAGCGUCAGAGUGACUUUUGCAGAUACUCACCCCAUUUCCACCGUUCGUCCUUGGGAACGCAAUCCGGAGUUCUUUUUCAACCGAGGAAGCGUGUGGACUUCAGUCAAGAACCUGUGGAGGUAUUUCUUCUUGAAAGCUGUGGAGGUAUAUCUUCUUGAAAGAAAUCCUGCUCCAACAGAACCUGGUUGCCUUUUCAUUUGA
Molecule: messenger RNA, 408 nt
Organism: Prunus armeniaca (apricot)
Lineage: Eukaryota; Viridiplantae; Streptophyta; Magnoliopsida; Rosales; Rosaceae
Source: the annotation of a GenBank genome assembly